Magallana angulata is the source of this 2187-nucleotide messenger RNA. RefSeq names its product beta-1,3-galactosyl-O-glycosyl-glycoprotein beta-1,6-N-acetylglucosaminyltransferase-like. Gene Ontology annotation, cellular component: membrane. The record is from RefSeq and is a predicted model, not a curated record. The transcript has 3 exons. The coding region runs from base 426 to 1853 and encodes 475 amino acids. Gene Ontology annotation, molecular function: acetylglucosaminyltransferase activity. Lineage: Eukaryota; Metazoa; Mollusca; Bivalvia; Ostreida; Ostreidae.
GUUGUUGAUGUUUUUUAAAACAAACACUAGCCUUAUGAUUAGAAAUUAAAAAUAGUAAAUAAGGAUGCUUACUGGUGGUGGAAUAAAACUCUUAUGAAACAUUAUUUCGGUAAGUUCUUGUAUUGCCAAUAAACUCAACCAGAGCGCUGUGUCCCACGCGUCGUCAGGAUGAUCGAUGAACUCCUUGAAAGUUAACGUAAUUUGCAGUUGGGCUAAACUUAUCAUAAAUCUUUGACAAAAUCCAUUUUAUAUCAAUUUUUGUAGUUGAUAUAGUUAUGUUGAAAGUACCAGCAAAUCUUCGAAAAUAGGUUACUGAAGCGUUGUGUCAAAAAUAGUUCGGACUGGAAGUAUUUGAUAAAGCAACACCCGUUUGAUAUAGCAAAGGUUUAUCACACGGGUAAUAUACACCACACAUAUGAGAUAAAAUGGAUUUCUCCUCAUCAUAUCGAUGCACAAGAAAAUUAUGCGCCCGUUAUGCGCUAGUUUUUUUCUGUCUAAUACUAGCCACACAGGUAAUCUUCAAUUAUAUAUCUAAAAAGACAACGAGAGGAAAAUUCGUUUUCUAUAGAAACGACCAGGACGUAACAGGGACCAAGCAAAGUCGGAAAGCUGAUGAUAUGUUCUUGCAGAGGAGUGUCCAUUUGUUUGACAAUGGACCACAAUUUGAUGCCUCUUUCUCGCCUCUGUAUUGUAAUAAAUCGGGAUCACAAUCUUUCGAACAAUCAUCACAGAAAUACUUUGGUUCUGAAAGAGUUAUACCGAACGUAGAUUGUGGUUUGCUGUUUGAAAAGAAUGACAAAGAAAUUGAGAGAGUUCGUAAAAUGAGGGUAAUAAACAAAUCGCAGUCGUUUUGCCAACAAACAAAAGCAUGUGAAAAUUUCAUCAAAACAAAAGGAUACAUUAUGGAUUCGUUAACAGAUGAGGAGAGGAAUUUUCCGAUUGCCUACAGCAUUCUUGUUUAUAAAAGCCCAGAACAGUUUGAAAUUCUUCUGAGGUCAAUUUACCGUCCACAAAAUAUGUACUGUGUUCACGUAGAUAGAAAAACAGUUGAAUACGUCUUCAAGGAAUUUUUCUGCAUCGUACGAUGCUUUCCCAAUGUGAAGAUGGCGUCAAGAAGAAUUGAAGUGAAUUGGGGAAAAAUAAGUGUUUUAUUACCAGACACCAUAUGCAUGAACGACCUUUUGUUAAUUCCUAAAUGGAAAUAUUUCAUCAACUUAACUGGACAGGAAUUUCCCCUUCGUACAAAUUAUGAACUGGUAAAAAUAUUGCAGAUUUUUAACGGUUCCAACGAUGGGGAAGGCACCAUCAAAAGGGCAAACAAGGAAAGAUGGAAUAUUACUGAGAAACCUCCUCAUACUAUCCAGCCAGUCAAAGGCUCUGUCCACGUGACUUUAAACAGAAAAGUUGUGGAAUACGUCAUCAAUCAUGAUGUAGCUGCCGAUUUUCUUACAUGGGUGAACAAAACAAGUAUUCCAGAUGAGACGUUCUUUGCAAGUUUGAUUCAUAAUCCUCAGCUGGGAAUUCCAGGAAGUUUUAAAGGAGAUCUGGAAACAGAUGAGGGCGUGAGAAAGCCUUUUCUAUCACGAUUUGUAAACUGGGAGGGUUUAUCAAAUUAUCGGCAGUGUCAUGGUAAAUAUGUUCGAUCAGUCUGUGUGUUUGGAGUCGGGGAUCUUCCUCUACUGGCUCGACGACCAGAAUUCUUUACCAAUAAAUUCCACACAGAUUACCAGGAAGUUGCUUUGCUUUGUAUGGAUCAGUUAAUAUACAACAGAACCAGAGAUGAGUUUUAUCAACGGUUAGAAUUUGAUUUACAGUAUUAUGAAAAACUACCACAUAUCAGGAAUAUCAUAUAGACGUUUGAAAAUGUGAUAAAAAGUAUUUGGACGUUUUUUUUUUAUAUUUUAUAAAUUGUUACUGAUGGCAAUCAUGGAAUGUGUAUAAAUAUUAAACGACACGAUUGUAAUCUUUGCAGUCUCAUAAAAUCAUCCUAUAGGGGUUAAUAUUAUAAAUAACCAUUUUUAUCAACACAUUUUUGUUUGUAUGUUUUUAACCGACAAUAAUUUUUAUGACCGUAAUGUGGAAAUAAAAUCAUAUUUCAUAAAACUUGACAAUCCGAUUAAAAUCAGAUCCUCGAUCCGCUCCUUGUUUUUCUACUGUCGCUACACGAGGAUAUCAUUGUUCGUAUCA